Messenger RNA from Metopolophium dirhodum (rose-grain aphid), 4223 nucleotides. RefSeq names its product heterogeneous nuclear ribonucleoprotein 87F-like. Gene Ontology annotation, molecular function: RNA binding. The transcript has 12 exons. Lineage: Eukaryota; Metazoa; Arthropoda; Insecta; Hemiptera; Aphididae. Bases 524 to 1435 code for a protein of 303 amino acids. The record is from RefSeq and is a predicted model, not a curated record.
AAUCCGACUAAUCCGCGACCGAGUUCCAAAAAUCCAAACCCAAACCUCCAACGCCCGUCGCUGUCGGCAACCUGUACUACGGACUACAACUCUGUAUUAUACUAUAUCGGUACAUUAUAAUAUUAUAUUGCAAUAUUAACUAUUAAUUUCGAAUCGCGGCGCUAGGUGCGGUGUGAACCCGUCUUGAAUUUUCGUUUUCCAUUUCCAUUUUCCACGCUGUUGCUUGUUAAUCGUGUUCUACGAUUGCAUUAUUUACAUUGGGUGCAGGCUCGACUUGUAACUUGUGGUCGGUAAUCAUUUUGUUUAUUCGUCCGCUCAUUCGCUGUUAGGCACCGAGUACUUACUGCUGUCAGCUAGUUCCUCUAAACGAUAAGCGUCUAUAGUACAACUACCUACAACCGGUAAUCAUCAAUCCGAUUAUCGAAGUUUCAUUCCGGCGCCAUUUCGAGGGUCUCAAUUUAACUACAACAAAUUAUACAAUAAUUCUUCUUUGCGUAUAUCCGUCUGUGUGAUAGUUCGUACAAUGAGUGUAUCGGGGGAAAAUGCUGUAGAAGUUGAAGAACCGGAACAGUUCAGGAAAUUAUUCAUUGGUGGACUUAACUAUACAACUACAAAUGAUUCAUUAAAAGAAUUUUUCGAAAAGUGGGGCGAUAUUGUUGAUGUAGUCGUUAUGAAAGAUCCUGUGACAAAAAGAUCACGAGGAUUUGGUUUUAUUACAUAUUCAAAAGCUUCAAUGGUAGAUGAUGCUAUGUCCAAUAGACCGCAUAAAAUUGAUGGUCGUGAAGUAGAAACAAAACGUGCUGUACCUCGUGAUGACAUAGACAAACCUGAUAUAGCAUGGACUGUAAAAAAAAUGUUUGUUUCUGGAAUUAAAGAACAAGCUGAAGAAGACUUAAAAGAAUAUUUUGGUCAGUAUGGAAAUAUACUUAACAUUCAAAUUAUUGCAGACAAAGAAACCGGACAACGUAAAGGUUUUGGAUUCAUUGAGUUUGAUGAUUCAGACUCAGUUGAUAAAGCUGUUUUAAUCAAAACCCAUGAAGUUUCUGGAUCUAAAUUAGAAGUUAAAAAAGCUGUCAGUAAAGAUGUAGCAUCGGCUUCUAGAGGUCGCAGAGGUGGCCGUGGUGCUAGUGGUGGAAGAGGACAAAGUUGGGGAGGACCAAAUAACUGGGGAGGUAACCAUUUUGGGGGAUAUGGCAAUGGAGGCGGUAGUGGUGGUUGGGCUCAAGGUGGUCCUCAAGGUUGGAAUAAUGUUUGGGGUAGUCAAGCUACCCAAGGAGGUUGGGGUAAUGGAGGAGGUAAUUGGGGAGGUAGUCAAAGUAGUGGAUAUGGAGGUGGACCAAUGCGAGGAAAUUUUGGUAACAACAGAGCAGUACCAUAUCAUACAGGCCGUGGAGGUAAUGGUAAUUUCCAUCAAAAUUCAAGAGGAAGGUAUUAAAAGCAGGUUGCUGAAGCGAGGCUGGUAGGAAUCAAUAACCAUCAAAUUUCUCUCCUUCAACUUUUGGGUAUUGAACUAUUCGAAUGAUGUUUUUUUCAGACAAAAAUUAUCUGCUCUUCACAUGUUGACACUUAAUGCCAUUUAUGAACCACUAUAAAGUUAUGUUAGUACAAUAUUUGUUUAUCAUAUUCAUUAUGAUUUAAAAUUUAGGUGAAAUAAGAUUAAAACAUUUUAUAUAUCUACUAUAAUAUAUAUAUAUAUAUAUAUAAAUACAUAUAUAUUUUUUUAUUUAAUUAAUUAUUGUUUUUCCAAUAUAAUUUUUAAAAUUUAAAACACUGGUUAAUUUAAAUGUAAAACGUUUUAUUUAAUGGUGAAUAAUUUUUGUGUAACUAUAUUAUUAUAUUAAUAAAAUAAAAAAUACCCAGUCUUUAUACAGGGACCAGAAUACAAUUGUUGUUGACUCAAUAUUUUUAAUAUUCACAAUACAUUUUUUUUUAGUUAAAGGAACAUUCUUAAAUGAAUGCUUAAAUAUGGUAGGCAUAAUUUCUACUAUAUUGGAACAGAUCGUAAGUAGUGUGCAUUGUUAUGUUCUAAAAUUCUGUAAAAUAUAUUAACGUCAUUAUUUCCUCGUGUGUUUUAUUAUAAUCAUGUUAAAGUGAAAUCUCUAUUUAUCAAUGUCUUUCAAUUACUGAAUCUUUUCUAAUAGAUUUUUUUAUUAAACUUUGGUUAAAUGUGAUUAUGUAGCAUCUUACUACUUUUAAUAGUGAAUUCCGUUCAAUAAUACAGUUUUUUAUCAACCAUCGUUGUGUCUUAUAGAGGUUUCACUAUCAAUAGAUGAUUAGUUAUAGAUUUUGGGUACAAGAUAUUAAAUUAGGCAUUUAAUGCAGACCAACAUAUUGAGACUCCUAUCAACAGCGUAGGACUUAGGUCCCCCGGUUCCAAGAUAGUAAGUGUCUUAGACUACUUAUAUUAUGUCUAGGCAAAUGUUCAACUAAACAGUUUUCAACAUUUCAAGAAACUAUCGAUGCAUAAUUUACAUAGUUUUGGGAUUAAACUGAUAUAAUUGAAAAAAUGACAACUUCCUGUAUUUAGUUUACAAGGUGACAAUAUGUUGAUUUCAAAAGGUGCAUAAUAUUUACUACAUAGCCAAAUGUUCAAAAUGUAUGUCAGACCCAAACAUAAAUCCAACUGUUCGAUUUUGAAGUAAGUUGUACAAUACUAAGUUUUACAUUGUAAAAUGUUAUGUUAUCAUAACUGAUUGUAAUUUAAGAAAAAAUCAGUUUGUUAUUUUGUUAAUCUGCAUUUGUAGAAGUUAACAUAAAAAUAAAUGAUUGUGUACUAAAAUUAUCUUUAUCCUAAUUCCUUAGGAAAAUUAUUUUAUAUUUUAGUAUUAUACCUAAAUGUUUAUAUUCUGUAAAUAACCUAUCAUAUUUUUUCUCAAAUUUGAUUAAGAGUUUAUGAUAUAAGAAAUUAAAUAUUUUUACAAAAAUUUAGAACAAAAUGCAAUUAAUAGGUAUGUGAGUUUUUAUGAAAGUGAAGAGAACUUAUUGUUAUAAAUAUUUAACCAAAUUUGUUGCUGCGUCUAAAUAACUACAUUAAACACUACAGUUUAUAUUACUACUAUUGUUGGUGUUAUGCAUUUAGGUUUUCUAUCUACAAUAAACAUAUUGAACUAAUAUUUUACCAUUUUACUCAAUAUAAUGUUUUAAAUUGUAUAGAAUUGAUUAUUGCACCUACAAAUACAAACACCUAUAAAUACAAAACUGCACCCAGGUUUAUAAUUAAAGUAUAUUUUAAUGCAAUAUAAGAUGAACUCUUGAAUUAUAGGUACAGUAUCAUACUUAUAUAUUAAAACUUAAAUAAUAAUCAUACUGUUAAUAAUUUUCAUUAAUUAUUAUUUUUAAUAUUUAUAUAAUAAAAGAACAAUCUUUGGAAUAAAGUUUCUCUGGUGGACGAUUCCUCCUCAAAAGUGGCACUGGAUCGAUAUUUUGAAUAAUGUGCCUAUAAUUCUGUAGUAAAUAGGUAUAAAAUAAUAUUAUUAUAGGUAUGUUUUAUACACAUGUAUAUAGUGUUAUAGUAGAUAUAAUUAUUCCUUACGGUUUGAUAAUAACAGUAAGCUGAUAGGUUCCUACUUCAAAUUAUAUUUGUUUGAAUCAAUUAUCUCGUAGGUUUUGGGGAUUUGGAUAGGUCCUAAUAUUUGCGACUACAUUUUAGAAUAUUAUUAUUUAUCGAGUAGGUACAUUUUAUGUAUAACUUGUAAAUUUAACGUAAUGUUUCAUUAAUUAUUUAUAAUUGGUAGAAAUUAAAUGAGGUUAAAGAAUUUUAACAUUAUUGUGUUUGUGUAUUUGUACAGAUGUUAUAAGUGUAUAACAGCAUAUUUACAUUAUCUUAUAAGGAACAUAAUACAUAAGUUAAAAUUAAAAUUGUAUACCUUAUCUUGAUAGGUGUUUUUAACUAUAUGUAUUUCUAGUGUUUAACUAACCUCUAGAAACUAUAGGUUUCUAUUAAAAUGGUGUAUUCAGCAGUAUUUUGAAGUAAUUAUGUAGGUAUAUAAAAAAUAUUCAUAUUAUUUUCUUAUGAAAAUUUAAGUAUUAUUUUUCCUUAUAGGUACCUAAUAAUUGUAUUAUUUAUUAUAAUAAUUAUAACAUUAAGUUAAUUGUUAUGACUUAGGAGUAACUAUCUUAGUCCAACUUGUCCAAUGAAAUAAAUAUCUAUAGACACAUAGUACCUAGGUAUCAGGUAUCUAUAUAGUUAUCUACCUGUUUAAAUAAAAAUAUUAAAAACUUAA